Humulus lupulus (European hop) is the source of this 1251-nucleotide messenger RNA. Its product is annotated as WD-40 repeat-containing protein MSI2-like. The record is from RefSeq and is a predicted model, not a curated record. Gene Ontology annotation, cellular component: nucleus. Gene Ontology annotation, biological process: regulation of gene expression. Bases 1 to 1251 code for a protein of 416 amino acids. Gene Ontology annotation, molecular function: histone binding. NCBI's taxonomy places the organism in Eukaryota, Viridiplantae, Streptophyta, Magnoliopsida, Rosales, Cannabaceae. The transcript has 5 exons.
AUGGAAAGAAAGGAGAAAGAAAAGGUUGAAAGACGGAGAGAGGUAACCAUGGCGUCCAAUUCCAAAGAUCGAAUCGACAAUGCACCCAUGUGGGAGUAUAAUAAGAGAUACCAGAAUCAGUACAAUGAGUGGAAGAAGUACGUCCUGCCCUUCUCCUAUGACAUCCUCUUCCGUCAACGUCUCGACUGGUCAUCUUUCACCGUUCAAUGGCUCCCAACACCCUCCGCCACCUCAUCUAAGGCAAAGCUCCUUUACGGCAACUUUAUUCCGGCCAUAGGCGAUAACGCCCUUCUCACUUUCGUCGACGUUGACCUUACCGUUGAGCGAGCUAAGAAAACCCAGAAGUUAUUUGUAAAGGAUUUUGGUCGAAAAGGGGAUAUAGUAAAUAGAGCACGUUUCAUGCCGCAGCAAGAAAAUAUUAUUGGAGUGAAGAUGAGGAGAAUGAAGUCAGAUGAUGUUGAUGAGGUGUUGGUGUUUGAUUUGUCCAGAUUUGCUUUACAAGAUGAUCAGAAUUAUAAGGUUGCUCAGCCUAAGUUGUGGCUGAUCGGUUCGGGUAGGAUGAGCUGUGGUAUGUCUUGGGACCCCUUCAAUGAAGGUCGCAUCAUGAGUGGUUCUAUUGAAUACAUAAGUUUGUGGGACUUGUCUGCUAUGCCUUAUGAUGAUGGUCGUCGUAAAAGAAUUUAUCCAAUCCAUGUUUUUAAGGCAAAUGGAAAAAUUGUUCGAGACGUACAAUGGCAUUGCUUGAACAAGGAUUUAUUUGGAUAUGUUAGCGAUGAAGAUGGAGUGGUUGUAAAGGAUUCGCGCUCUAAACAACUCAAAUUGUCUUUGAAAGAUGACCAUGAGCAUUUAAGUAUAUCUUUUAAUCCAUACAAAGAAUGGCUUUUAGCCACCGGAUCAGUACAAAAAACAGUUGAUUUAUUUGACAUGCGGAUGCAACGAGAGAAAAUGUUGAGCUUCUGUGGUCACAAAAGUAAAUUGACUCGGGUGGAGUGGGAUCCAAACCAUCAAGAGAUAUUGGCUUCUGCUAGUUCAGACGGAACAGUGGUUCUCUGGGACCAGAGUAGGGUUGGGUGUACAAAGGAUGAGGGCACAGUACAAGAAUAUUAUAAGGAUGAUCCACCGGAAUUAAUGAUACGUCAUGCUGGUCAUACAGACUGGGUGAGAGAUAUCUCGUGGAACAAAAAUGUGCCAUGGCUCAUCUCUAGUGUGGCCGAAGACAAAACUCUUUAUGUAUGGAAAAUUGCUCUAUGA